This is a messenger RNA of Oldenlandia corymbosa var. corymbosa, 2354 nucleotides long. The record is from the annotation of a GenBank genome assembly. Lineage: Eukaryota; Viridiplantae; Streptophyta; Magnoliopsida; Gentianales; Rubiaceae.
GGAAAUAAAAUGAAGGUAAAUUGAUUAACUAAUUCACUAUCAUACAGCGAAUUAAGGUAGGUGUGUGUUAUAUAAUCUCAAAACAUCUUCUCCUUUCAAAUCACCUUCUUCUUGGCCUUGUUCAAAUAAGAAAUCACAGAGCACGUAUCCAGAUUAUAGUAUCCUCCCUCCCCAUGGGGCAAACGGUUUACCCGCCAACCGCCGGAGCACCACCAUCGUCACCGCAACUCGGCCACCAGCCACCGCAAGUGAAUUACCAGCCAACUGCCAUAUCAGCACCGGCACAACCACCGGCCCAACCAUGCCAUCCUCCAAACCCCCAAGAGUCCAACUUUUUCCCCUCAGCAGGCAUUUAUGCUAAUGCAAGCGGAUACACGGGUCAGCCCCCCCACCAACUUUAUCGACAAUCCAGUUACAUCUCAGGAGACUAUCAAAGCGAGAAGGUUGUAGCAGCAGCUUAUCAAACACCUUCGCCGGACCCGGUGGCUCAAACACAUUAUGCAACCUCCUCCCAAACCCCCAGUGAAUAUCAGGCUCAUGCAACUACUGGAUACCCGGCCCAACCACCUACUGUAAUCAUGAAUUCCCCACUGGGUCAACAACAACCCGGUUACACCACACCCACAGUGGUCGUCCCAGCAAAAUGUCAAACUGAGCCUGUUAUGGGCAACCCGAUACAUUCGCCGAUGCCCAUGCCCCAACCACAGCCUAUGGCUAUUGUUCACCAGCUCGGUCGACAAUCAAGUUACAUACCGUCGGUGGUCGAACAGCCACAAUCCGGCCCGUAUUAUCAACCCACCCAACAACUGGCCGGCGGUGGGUACGCUGCAAGUGGAAGUACAUAUCAAGCACAGUGUUUCCCACCCCAAGAAGUGGUUUACGGUGGACAGUUCAGUAGUUACCCGGCGACACCGUCAGCAGCACUGGUUCCAGCGGAGCGCCCGGCGGGUGGUGGUCUUCAAUAUUCGGUCAUACCCAACCCGGUUCCAGUCGUGGGGCUCCAGUACUGCCUUCCUCGACCCGUUGAGUUGAUGAUGGUGAGAAAACUGACGCUAAGCAGCGACUUCACGGUGAUGGAUGUUGCCAGGACUCCGAUAUUCAAAGUCAAAGGCAAAGUGGUUGGGGACAAGCGUAUGCUCUUGGAUGCAGCCGGAAUCCCGGUCUUCUCCCUUAACACUAAGGACUAUUUGGGUGCAGCUAUUGUCAAUGUACAGGAGAUGGCAAGUGUAUAAGGGGGCAAGCACCCACCCUACGGAUUUAAUAUUCAGUGCCCGAACCUCCUCCGUGGUCCAGCUCAAAACCAAGUUAAACGUCUACUUAGCUAGCCGGGUCACCGAGGAUUUUUCUGAUUUCAAGGUCGAAGGCAGUUGGAGCGACGGAUCUUGCACCGUUUAUCUUGGUGAAACUCCAACCGUUGCUGCUCGUGUAAGAACUAUAUAUUCAUCUCUCUCUACCCAGUAUACUCUCAUUUUUUUUUUGUAUCAUCGUUGUACGUAGUUGAACCAACCAUCUUUAAUCCAUAUAUUAUUGCAGAUGAACAAGUUGGACAAUGCUCAAAGCUACUUCCUAGGGAAGGACACUUUCAUGAUUACUGUCUCUCCCAACAUCGAUUACGCAUUUGUGGUGGCUCUUAUUCUCAUCCUCGAUGCCAUCAACAGCACCAAUUCCAACAUCACCACUAUGGCUAGUUUGUUCCUCGGAAUUCCAAUCAAAACCUAAAAAACAUAAGUAUUUGUCUCCACCAGUCAUUAAUUUUUAUACAGGGACCCUGAUCAUUUCUCCUUUGUGUAUCGUUUCAGUUUUAUAUGAUGUCUCUGAAAAGUUUUAUAAACGCACAAAUACUUUUUUUGAGGCCCAUGAUGAAAGGUUGUGGGGAAUUUGUGAUGAACAUCGAUUUCUAUAUAUAUAUAUGCACAUUCUGAUCCAGUAGAGACGUAGUAUGUGUUUCCAAUGGUUAGGGGUAUUGAUUCACGAAUCAUUAUGAAUCCCGAAUGUGUGAUCAUCACAAAUUGUACCAGGGAAUACUAGAGUAGAUCGGGAGAGGUAUUAGUCGGUAUCUCUAAAUCAUAUAUUUCUUCUUGCCGAGAUGAUUGUUAAAUUUGUUAUAACAAAAAGACAGCCAUUUGAGACUCAAGGAGUGAGUUUGAAGCAAUAUGUUCUCGGAUCAGCAAGUCUACCAAGGGGAGUUGUUUCCGUUUAACGAUCAUCGAUUGAUUAAUAUUUCUUUUUAUGUCAUUAUUACCAAAUUAUUUUUGUACAGAUUUAUCUUUGGUGUUUGCCUCUUUUGAUGAAUCUCAAAAAAAAAAAAAAGCCCCUAAAAGAUGUAAUUUGGGUAGUAUAACCCGCAAUGUACC